Molecule: messenger RNA, 909 nt
Organism: Mollisia scopiformis
Lineage: Eukaryota; Fungi; Ascomycota; Leotiomycetes; Helotiales; Mollisiaceae
Exons: 10
Coding region: 1-666 (221 amino acids)
Source: RefSeq, a predicted model, not a curated record
AUGUCUAAGGUUACGGCGAUCUCCGGGUUCACGUGGACAUCCAAGCUUAAGAAGACCACCUACGUAGCGAGCGCACAAAAGGGUUUUAAUCUCGCGUGUUUAUUUUCCUGGACUUCGCGCUACUCUCUAUAUCAAAAUCUCUCAGAUCGCCACUUCUUGCAAACCCAACAGACACUGAUUCGAUCUCGUUGCCAGCUUCCCGCGCCGCAAGGACUCAAUCUUGCUCCCGUCCCUGGUCUCGCGCCCGUCCAGGGUCGCCGUCCUGCUGCCGUGCUUCAGCCACCACGACAGCCUCAAGUCUCAAGGGCACCACCUGUCAAUGCUACCAACCCUCCGACCGCAGUCACCACCCGCUGCCUCUCCUACAACACCGGGUUGGGCGCCGAGUUACCGGGCGUUGCCCAACGACAAGUAGUCACCCGAGCAGGGUUGGCUACCGACCCUACCAAUUCCGUCCGGGCGAGCCACCGCAGCUCGGCCAAGGGGCAAGCUGUCGGGACCUUGGCUCCUGUCGCUUGUGACCUGUGCGCCGCUGGCUAUGGGCCAUAUGUUGACUGUGUGGUUGCCCUUGGCACCAGAGCCAACGGAAAGAAAUUCUUCGGUGGAGGAUGUGCGUCCUGCACGAUGGGUAGCCACCCGGAGCGGUGCAGCUUCUACACUGGAUAGGGGGAGGUAGUGGGGGAUUCUUCGGUCUUCUGGGAGCAGUCAGCAAAAGCCUACUACGGUGGCAUCAUCAUCUUGUCGGAGUUCUUAUGGAAGAAGCAGUUCAUGCAAAAGUCCUUCGCGGAAGGCACCACAUCUCAGUAUGUUUCCUUCAAAAGUCCACUUCGGUGGCAGCGUAUUUUACGAUUCCGAAGUACGAGACACGUCAGAAAGUCCUCGCUGAGAGGCAUUGAAUACAGAGUCUAG